GUUGCUGCGCUGCCGGCUCACAGGUGGCUCUGCCGGGGACGUGGGCGCCCCAGGCCCCGCUAGGAGUUAGCCAACUCUCUCUGCUCUGGGACGCGGAUUUGGACCCCCCGCCACUGCUACCCUUGCUUCUGGCUUGGGAUGGGGGGCGCUGGGUAGGGCCUGCCGUCGGGGGAGACGCGCAGAGGGACGCUUCUCUUCCCCAACCACCUACAAACUACCCAGGGGGAAGCGGGCCAAGCGCCUCACCGAAUGCAACCCAGCUCUAACCUCACAGCAUAAAUGAUGAAAGUUUCCCGUGAAGCAUAAGAAUCCCUGAUUGUGGACGUGCCCCACAAGCAUCGUUAACUACAAAGUAAAGAAAAGUAUGAAAGAACCAACUGAUUGAGCCUAAAAUUGGAAGAUCACCACAUCCACCGGAAGACCCAGGAUGGAUCUGCACCAAAGCACCACCAUCACGUUCCUGGAGAAAUGGUGUUUGGAUGAGUCACUGUCUGGCUGCAGGAGACAUUAUAAUGUCAAGAAAAAACUGAAGUUAAUUCGAAUCUUAGGCCUUUUCAUGGGUCUGGUAGCCAUUAGCACUGUCUCAUUUUCAAUCAGUGCCUUUUCUGAGACAGAUACACAGAGCACAGGAGAGGCCAGUGUUGUCAGUGGCCCUAGGGCAGCACAGGGUUACCAUCAGAGAACUCUCUUAGAUUUAAAUGACAAGAUUCGGGAUUAUACUCCACAGCCACCUCUUUCAAAGGAAGACAAGUCGGAGAAUAGUACAGAUCAUGCCCAAGGAGACUACCCGAGAGACAUCUUUUCCCUUGAGGAGAGAAGAAGAGGUGCGAUCAUUCUCCAUGUCAUUGGAAUGAUCUACAUGUUCAUAGCCUUAGCCAUUGUCUGUGAUGAGUUCUUUGUUCCUUCAUUGACUGUCAUCACUGAAAAACUGGGCAUCUCUGAUGAUGUGGCUGGAGCCACCUUUAUGGCUGCAGGGGGGUCAGCCCCAGAACUUUUCACGUCUCUCAUAGGGGUAUUCAUCGCUCACAGCAACGUUGGCAUAGGCACAAUUGUAGGUUCCGCAGUAUUCAAUAUCCUCUUUGUUAUUGGCAUGUGUGCUCUGUUUUCUAGAGAAAUCUUAAACCUGACAUGGUGGCCACUCUUUCGAGAUGUGUCCUUCUACAUUGUUGACUUGAUCAUGCUGAUCAUAUUUUUCCUGGAUAACGUUAUCAUGUGGUGGGAAAGCUUGCUUCUCUUAACAGCUUAUUUUUUCUACGUGGUUUUCAUGAAAUUCAACGUCCAAGUCGAAAAAUGGGUGAAGCAAAUGAUAAACCGCAAUAAGGUCGUCAAGGUGACAGCACCAGAAGCCCAAGCAAAGCCAUCUGCAGCCAGGGACAAGGAUGAACCGACUCUACCGGCUAAGCCGCGUCUCCAGCGAGGUGGAAGCUCUGCCUCCCUCCACAACAGUCUCAUGAGGAAUAGCAUCUUUCAGCUCAUGAUACACACCCUUGACCCACUCGCUGAAGAACUUGGAUCAUAUGGAAAACUAAAAUAUUAUGACACAAUGACUGAAGAAGGGAGGUUCAGAGAAAAGGCUUCAAUUCUCCACAAGAUUGCCAAGAAGAAAUGUCAUGUGGAUGAGAAUGAGCGGCAGAAUGGGGCUGCCAACCACGUAGAAAAAAUCGAGCUUCCGAACAGCACCAGCACAGAAGUUGAAAUGACACCAUCCAGUGAUGCUUCAGAACCUGUACAAAAUGGAAAUCUCUCCCACAACAUCGAAGGUGCAGAAGCCCAGACUACAGAGACAGCUGACGAUGAGGAGGACCAGCCUCUCAGCCUUGCCUGGCCUUCCGAAACUCGCAAGCAAAUCACGUUUCUGAUUGUUUUCCCCAUAGUGUUUCCUCUCUGGAUUACCUUACCUGACGUUCGCAAACCUUCAUCAAGGAAGUUUUUUCCCAUCACGUUCUUUGGCGCCAUUAGCUGGAUUGCAGUAUUCUCUUACUUGAUGGUCUGGUGGGCACACCAGGUUGGAGAGACGAUUGGCAUCAGUGAAGAGAUUAUGGGUCUGACCAUCUUGGCUGCUGGAACCUCCAUCCCUGAUCUUAUCACCAGUGUCAUAGUGGCCCGGAAGGGGUUAGGGGACAUGGCUGUGUCAAGCUCUGUUGGAAGCAACAUUUUUGACAUCACAGUAGGGCUCCCACUGCCCUGGCUCCUGUACACCAUCCUUCACAGAUUCCAGCCAGUGGCUGUCAGCAGCAAUGGCCUAUUCUGUGCCAUCGUCCUUCUCUUCAUCAUGCUGCUCUUCGUCAUCCUCUCCAUUGCCCUCUGCAAGUGGCGAAUGAACAAAAUCCUGGGCUUCAUCAUGUUUGGCCUCUACUUUGUGUUCCUGGUGGUGAGCGUUCUCCUAGAAGACAGAAUUCUUACAUGCCCUGUCUCUAUCUAGCAGGAAAAGCCAUAUCUUGCACCAACAGCAUGAAUGGUCCCUCCCCACUCUCGGCUCUUGGCUCCUUGACCUCUUGAGAAGAGGCAGCUGGCACAUAGCCCUGGGUGCCAAGUGUCCCUCCUUGGUGGAUUUGAGGAGAGAUGGAUUCACACUGGGCCCAUUCACUUCACAGGCUGCUUCCACCUUGCCUACCAAAAUGACUUCACAUAAGAGACAAGAGAACCAUCAUUAUGAGGCUUCUCCCCAUUCACCACUGACAGGUACUCCUCGCUGGUCGGAGGUACAUUCGAUGCAAACAAGGACAGAGGCUCUAUAUAUAUAUACCUAUAAAUAUACAUAUUAUAAAUAUACGCACAUGAACACACAAAUCCUGCCUGUUCCUGUACUAUAGCUCUCCUUCCAUACCUAUAGAUUAGUACAUACCUGUAAAUAGACACAAAGAAAAAUUAUAUAUAUAUAUAUAAAAUCAGAGAUAUAUAUAUAUAUAUAAGUACAAAUGCAUCUUUUCAGGGAUAGCUCUAGUAUAUUUAUAGUACUUAUUUGAAGAGGGGCAUCAACCUGCAGUCUGGGCUUUACCUCUUAAGUGCAACAGGUGAACUAAUGGAACCAAUAGACAAAGGUAGCAUUGUGGUGACCUUCAGCUACCUUGGACUUGCUGAGAUCCUGCCUGGUAAGGUAGAUGGUUUAGGGAAAUAGUUUGCAGGGAGGAGGGCUUAGUGGAGAAGGUCCAUAGGGGCCCUGAGCUGAGCCUUCCAAAACAUUCCCAUAAGCAAAACAGGGAGAAUAUCUGCCCACCUCCACCGGAGUACCCUGACCGAGAAACUCAGGGUACUUAGGACAGACAGAGAUUAAAAACCCAGACCAGGUGAACACUGGUUUGGGGAAGCGAGGAAGUAACAACCAGGGUUGGGUUUUUUGUUUUGUUCUUAUAUUGUCGCAGCAUGCAAGUAGAAUAUAUGACUACAAAGCAAAUUAGUGCUUUUUCUAGGACAGCAAGACUAUAUAAACUGAACCUGUAUUCUUCCAGCGCAUGUCCCAUUAUCAUCAAAAGAAGGUGGGUAAACUUAGCUGUGAUUGUCAUUUAGAUAUAUUUUGAUGCUAAGGGCUGCCAAGAGAGCUUAGAUGUGCGAUAAGAAACCAUCCAGUAGAGGUGCUUAGUGGGCCUUGCCACCUAAUGGGAUGUAAGGGCAUAGUUCUUUAAAACGUUUUCUAAUGUAGUCAUAAAGGGCUGUAGUGUCUGCAGAAAUCAUUAUUCCCAAUAGCACUAAAUUAACUCUGCUUGGGUUGAGGCAGCGUAGAGAUGCUUGGAAAGGCAUUUGCACACUCAGUGCACCCCAGGAAGGUUUCUGAGUGCCAGGUCAAGUUGUACCAGGACCAGGCUUUGGUUAAAGUUCUUGUAACAUCUAUGUCUCUUCUUCCAUCAGGACUCCAUCUAGAACUCUCUCUAGUUUUUAGAGUACACUGUAUUUGAUAGCUUGAAAUUUGUGUAAGGAAGCUAUUCAUUCCAACAAUUUGAUUUCUUGAUUUUGCUCGUUACAUGGAAUAUUUUAAUUUCAUGCAUUCAGUGCCCCUAAGUUCUAUGUGACAUCUUAUAUGAUUUCUAAGAUCUAUGUCAGUAGAAAAUAAAACCAGCAAGGGGGAAAAAAAUAGGCAAACUAAAUCAAUGAAGAACCGCGUAGAUUGCUUAUACCCAUUACCGAGAGAGAAAAAAAAAAAAAAAAGAGUGCUUUUCAUUUAUCUAAGUCAUGCUUUUCCUUAAAAUCAAUUGAAAAAGUGAAUCAAGGAUGGGUCAUUAUUCUGUACCCAUCCUAAGUCUAAGUUGGUACAUAUGGCAUGUGGGAAACUUCACCACGUGUGUUCCCAUCUCCAACCUAUUCUGUCAUUGAAGGCUGCUAUGAUUUUGUUGUGAGCACAUACCUCUUAACGUGGGAAGACAGCAUGCAGAACUCACAGCGGAGUAAGAGGAAAGGUAACCUGACAGCCCCAGAUCAAGCUCAAUAUUCCUUCCAGAAAACCUCAGCUUACCCCACAGAUCAUGGCAAUAACAGGAAGUGCCCAUCAUUGCUCUUCACCCAGAAGCAAAAAGCACCUUAAACCCGAGGCCCCCUGGGAAAACAAGAAAUCAAGAUGGCUGCCGGUCAGAGACUGGCUUUCAAGUCUCUCCAGCUUGGCAGAGUGGGGUCCUCAGAUGUGUGACAAUGCCUGCCAAGACAUUGAAACACCAUCCAAUAGAGGUGCUCAGUGGGACCUGCCACCUAACGGGAAUGAAUCACAUUCAUCGAGGUUAGGACUUAGUCCUGGGGCAAGAACUUGUGCUGCUUCCUUAGAGUGAAAGAAUGAGGAAGUGAAUUUUACGUUUAAAAACUCCAGUUGUUUUCCCUGUGUAUUUCUUGAAGGGCAGCAAAGUUGGUUACUGUAUGGAUUUUAUAUUAUUGACUGGUGUGUUGUUUCAAAGAAGGUUUAAAUAGGUGACCGACUCAGCUGCAAACAGACUAUGUAAAACCAAAGUUGAAGGAGCUCUGGUGCAACCCUCUUCUUAUUUCUGAUCCUCCCCCUGCCUCCUCACUCCCUCCCAUUUACUCCCAGCUCACAGUGAAGGCUGAUCCAAGUAGCUGUGGUGCCCUUGGUUUGUCUGGGAGCUCCACUUCACAGGAAGUGUUGUGGUCUUCCAUGUGAAAUUGCAUUUGAGAAGACAGUAUUUCCAGCCCACUUCCCACCUCAGUCAUGUGCACCAAGCCUGACCUACAGACACAAGUGAUUUCACAGCCUGCCCUUGCUUUCCCUUCAUUUCUGUGUCUGUGAGUAAGUGGUUAUGUGUUGGGCUAGGGUCAAUUCAGAGAGAUGUGUACUGAGUGCAACAGUGGGUCUUUGAACCAUUCAACUCAUUGGUAUAAUUAUAAGAACUUUCCCCAUUAUGGUUUCUAGAGCAAGUCAUCUCUAACUCCUUUUCCUGCAUGCCUGUGUAUAUACAUAUAUAAAUAUACAUUUAUCUUUAUACCAGAUCUAUAUGUACACAUAUAAUAUGACUUAUAUCAUCACCCUCUGACCCUAUCACAUUCAGGAUUCUAAAGCAGGGAGCAUCAAGUUUGCCAAAGUCAAGGAAAAGGAAAGUCAUGCACACAAACCAAAGGGAACAUUUCUUCCUGAUUUCAUAAGGUAGUUUUGUUCCAUGCACAUAUAUAUAUACAAAUAUACAUGUAUGUACCCAUAUUUCCCCACCCUAAGAAUAUCGAUUUAUAGCCUUAAGGAAAUGGUCAGCCAUAUCCCUAAUGCUGAUAUAGAGGCAAAGAAUACACAACAGAAAAUACAGAGCAAAAAUUUAGACUGCAGAUAUUCUCUUUGCUUCUCUGGAGCAGGGUAUAAAAGAUAUCACCAAUUCAAGAGCCAACAUUGUACUAAUCAAUCUAAAAUAAAAUGAGUUGCGCACAAAUGAUUUCAUUUACUCACAGCAAACCAAGCAGGUCUUGCUUGCUGUCACCACCCACCCUCCCCCAUACUUCCAAGGCCGCAGAGCAGCUUGGCUCAAACUGACAGUUCCCAAAUAGAAACUCGUAAAUUGCAUCUGAGAAUACCCAUGCUAUCUCCAGCUGCCCUCUGAACCUGACCAGAUCCUGAUGAACUGAAACUGAAGAUUAGAUGGUGUUCAUGCGACUUCCCAGGACCUAAACCGAGUCAAGCAGUGACAGAGCAGUGCUGUAUGCUUGGACUAAGGGAUGGAGUUGUUUAAUAUACUUGGCAGAUGCAGCAGAAUGUCCCAAAGCCUUGCCCAGGAGAUUAUAAAAAGAGGCGGAGACUGUUUCAUAUUCAGGGAAAAUGCUUUGUAAGGCUUCUAACAGGUGUCACCUGACAAGGGCCAUUAUAAUGUAUUUUAUAGGGAAGACAUGAAUCAGGUGGUUUGGAGCCCUUUCAGCAAAACACAACUGCCUCGCUGAUUAGACAUUUGACAACAUUAACGUACAUCCAUUCCUGGGCAGGGAGAGAGUCGGCCAACUCCCCACCACUGCACAUAGCUUUUAAAGGCCUCUGGACCAGUGAGAGGAGAGAGGAACUGCAAAGGGAGCCCACCCCCAGACCACUCUAACAAAAAGCUGACCAAAGAAAUGACACCUGGUAGAGCAGCUGGCCAGAUAGAGUUGAAGAUGGAACUUGUGUUAAAUGCUCUGCAGAAAUUACUGCAUUGGACCAUGUAACAGGGGUCUGAUGGCAAGCAUUUCAGAACAUGACAGUGUGCUUUCCUCCCCACAUCUACCAAACACACACCCAAACCCCCCACACGCAAGAUUAUGUGGAUGCCAUGCUUCUUUGCACCUGGACAGAUUGUUUUUCCAGUAAGUAGGUGGCAGCUCUGUUCCAGAAGAAGAAACGAAGUGAAGCUGUUCUCAGGAUGAUUUCUGGAGAAAACAACUGUCUCCUGAGGGCAUAGAAGUCAAUGCUCACUCUUGCUAAGCCAGAUCUUCCUUGACCAUCCAGCUUAACAUUUUUAAAAGAUGCAUCCUCAACCCCUAUACCUCUCUCAACAAUAUUGUCUUCAAUUACUAGGUAAGGCCUCAUCAUUAAGAGAGGGUUAGGAGAAAAAAAUAGAAGAAUAAGGAAAGGGAAGAAAGGAGGUAUUAAUUUCCUAGGAUUCCCAAGAAAACAAGCGUCACAUUGAAAUAUAUCCCUAUGUAGUUUAAAAUGGUUACAAAUAUCAGGCUAUGUUUAGCCAAUUACAAGAGCCCAUAUAGUUUUAGAUUUAAAAAAAAUAAAAAAUAAACCUUCUCAAGAAGACCUUGGGAAAGAAAGAAAACCCUGCCCUGUUCCACCAUCUAUUUACAGUUAGGUCUCUGAUUCUGCCUCUAUCUUUGUGUUUCAUUUUUAAUCUCACAGCUUCAUACAUUUUGAAAUAUAUAGCAAACAAGAAAAGCAAUAAGGGAACUACUCAGAACCAGCUCAACCCUAUUACUUAUUAUUCCACCAUGGCAAUACUCCUUUCAAUUCACCAGGAGCUUUGGACCCGCACAGGCUGUGGCAUGUAAUCACCAGGAGCAGGUAGGAGUCUGUAGAAAUCAUAGGCACACUCAUGUUUGCUCUGGAAGGAAUCUGUUUUCCACGCUGACUCCCCCAACUCAUGUACGCGCUGGCAUUUUACAUGCCUUCCUGUCAUGUGGGGUGCCAGCCUUGCUCAGAACUACCCAAACUCCACAGAGGUCCUUAAUAUGCUUAGGGACAGAUUUCUUAACAGUGAGAAAUCGCUACAAAGGACAAGUACAUCUACAAGUCAGGCAGCAUUUGAGAGGCAAAAAUGACCCUGCAAUUAGGACUGGAUAGACAACUGUUUUUAAAUUUGCACACGAAUAGUGAGGGACUUUAUAGAUCACCCUAUUAUCUCAGCCAGAGCACUUCUACUAGAUGAUUCAUUGAAAGACUGGAAAACCUAACUGAAUUUGUAAAAACAGACAAACAUCUAAGUCUGAAAGAAUGCCAUGGAGUUUGCGUAGGCUCCCACCAAAGAUUUCAUUCCAUUAAGAGGGUUUGUCUAGCCUAUAACCCUAAUCCAAAGGAUAGUCCUCUUACAGGGCAGAGUCCAGCAUAGAUGCUGGUGUGACCCAGCUCAAUGUUUAACAACCAUCAGCAUCAGAAACAGUCUCCCUCCAGGUUAACCCAAGCCCCUCCACUUAAUGACUUAACCUAUUUUUUUUUUUUUUUUGGCAAAAAAUAACUGCAUCUGGGCACUCUUCACCCCAGACAUAGUUAGAAGUCACCACUAUGUGACUCUUUACCUAUUGUCAUUAAAACUAUCUUUAGAUUUUUCUUUGAGUCUUUUAAUCCUCUUAAUUUUCCUAGUUCCUCUCUACUAAGCCUUUUUAAAUUCUUUAUAUUGGUCUUAAAUGAUGAAAUCUAAUGACUAAUCAGGACACAAGGAUAAGGUCUGAACAGUGUUGAACUAUACUGGAUGCGGCAUGACCAUGAAGCCCUGGUGAAGUCAAGAUCACACACUGUUUUUAAGGUCAUUAAGUCAUAAUCUCAGACUCACAAAGGACUCAGAAUCGAGGAGACACCACUUUAGAUUACUCCAAAACUCUGGGCCUGCACUUACUAAUUUACCAAGAGGAAUCAAUAUUUUUAUUUUGAAUAUGGAAUUGGGGGAAAUAGUUGGCUCUCCACUUAUUGACUAGUACUGCAGUAUAUUCACAUCCUUUUGUGUGGUAGGUUGGAUAGGACUUUUCUCAUUGGCUAGGGUUCACCAAAAGGAUGGGAAUUUGUUUCUGCAUUCUUACAUAUUCUGCAUAUUCCUUCAUAAUGGAUCCGUAAGUAACUAAGGCCUUGGAGACUAACAGUUCUCUAAAAUACUCAGCUAACCAAAAGAAAAUACUUACUUUUUAAAUCAUGUCAUGGAAAAUAGAAAAGUGAAAAACGUCUGAAACCCUGAAUAAAAUUAUCUUAAAAAUGAAAUUACAUGCAUGAAUUAAGGAUAGAUAACUUCUUGCCAUUUAAUUAAACAAAUCUCCAAUUCUUCUCAUCAGAAUAAAACUGAAGGACAAUGGAUGCCUUUUGGGUUUUUUAAUUUUUUAAUAUUGCACUUUAUAGUACUUCAUAAGAGACAAUUGUCUUAAUUAAAGCCAUAAAAUACCAAUAAUACAUAUAUUCAGGGCUUCUGAAUAUAGUCAGUCAAUAAGCAGUCCAUGAGUCAUUCCUGUUUUGUAUUGUUUGUUGUAAAUUGGUGUUGAUCUGUUCUAUUUUUUAUUACCUAUAAUUAUUGUUCUAGACAAUUCUAAUCUACUUAUAAAUUUUAGAUGUGUGGUUUAAUAAAACUUUGAAAAAUCAAAGAAAUUAUUCAUUUCACAAAAGCAUUCUUCAUUCUCAAAAUAGCUUCUACAGUUUCUUUAAAUAGCAAGUUCUAAUACUACAUGGAAAUUAUUUUAAAAUUGUAGAUUGUUUUUCAGGAAUCCAUUUUGUUAUGUAAAGCAAGGUUCACCCAUACAGAGAGUGAAACAGAUAAUUAGCAAACAUAUACCUGGGAAAUGUAGGGUGUGUUUGAGCUUUAAUAGAAAUACAGGAUAGGUCUAAUAAGUUUCCUUAUAAAAAUGGCAGAUAGAGAUACAUAAUUUCUUAUGCCAAAAUUAUUAACCUUCCUUGGGAGGACAUGUAAAACAGCAUACUUCAUAAUGCAUUGGUGUUUUUUCCCCCCUCUCUGCUAAAAUACACAAUUUCUAACCUAGCAUGGUAAACUGUUUACAAACACAUAUAUAAAGUUGUCCCUACAACUAAAACUUUAAUGUUUCACUUCAUCGCAAAUGUUUAUAUAGUUUUCUUUAACAGACAGGGUCUUGCUCUGUCACCCAGGCUAGAGUGCAGUGGUGCAAUCAUAGCUCAGUACUGCCUCAAAGACCUGGACUCAAGCGAUCCUCCCACCUCAGCCUCCUAAGUAGCUGGGACCUCAGGCACAUUCCACCAUGCCUAAUUUUGUUGUUGUUGUUAAGAGACAGAGUAUCCCUCUGUUACCCAGGCUUGUCUCAAACUCCUGGGCUCCUGAGAUCCUCCUGCUUUGGCCUCCCAAAGUGCUGAGAUUAAAGGCAUGAGCCACCAUACCCAGCCCUUUUAUAUCACUUGAGUGAAAGUAAAAUAAUGACUAAAAAGAACUGAAUAGUCUAGAAAUAUCCACCGGAACUGGGUACCUAAAUUAUCUACAUAGAGUAAACAUACUAAAUUGGACAGCCCCAUCAAUUUUAUGCUUAAAUGGCCAAUUUGCCCUAAAGAAAGGGUAUCUGAACCAAGGGCCAGUGAUACUCCUCUGUUGGAGGAUGUUUUGUGAUCUAAAAGAGUUUCUCUAAAGGGCUGAGACUCUAUUCAGAAGAGGGAGUCUCUGUUACUGAAUUGCCCUAUUGAGCCCUACAUACAAAGUUCAUAUAUAAGCCCUGCAUCUAGCCUUGAUAUUUCUCAAGUCAAAAACCUCCGGAAGCAACAGCUUCCACCUUCAAGCAAUCCACAAACUCAAAAAGCCAUCAAAUUACGAAUAGCAAAAUUACCUUCCUGAUUCAGUGAAGUUGCUGCUAGCACUAAAGGAAAGAGAAAUUAUACUUUUGUUCUUCAGACAUGGUUAAAACAGAGAUCAUGUUGUCAAUGUUGACUCCAACAUAGACAUUUGCUCUAUAAUAUAUAAACUGUCUUUUAGACAGUUUGUGUUAAAAAUAUCAGAAUGCCAUUUUUGUAAAGGCUCUUUUUUAGGAUGGAUGUGGUCUCAUGCUUCCUUUGUUCCCCUCCAUUUUAAAGGAGCAUUGUAACCCCUAUCCUCACCCCUACAAAACUCCAAUGGAUGCACUUCCAAAUUACUUCUGUCAUUUUGUGUGUGUUGUGUUUAUUAUGAGCAAUUUUCACUGGAUGAUGGGAUACAUGGCGAUACUAUGUCAGUUUAUUCUCUGUGAAUAUGUCUGUACAUAGGCAGGAAGCUCUAUUUGUACAUAGACUGUUUGGAGUAUGUACUUCUGUCACUGGACUUCAUUCUGAUAAACAGCGUUUCUUCUUGUUUCACUGUCCAUACCUUUGUGCUUCUACUACUGAUCAUCAGUUCAUAGAAUAUCACUUUAUGUAACUAAGUCUCCUCAGUGUGAAAAAUAAUAGUAAUAAAAUUAUUGACUCAAAGAAGUA
Molecule: messenger RNA, 11047 nt
Organism: Cebus imitator (Panamanian white-faced capuchin)
Lineage: Eukaryota; Metazoa; Chordata; Mammalia; Primates; Cebidae
Gene: SLC24A2
Product: solute carrier family 24 member 2
Exons: 11
Coding region: 428-2422 (664 amino acids)
Biological process (GO): long-term synaptic depression; long-term synaptic potentiation; intracellular calcium ion homeostasis
Cellular component (GO): membrane
Molecular function (GO): calcium channel activity; calcium, potassium:sodium antiporter activity
Source: RefSeq, a predicted model, not a curated record